Messenger RNA from Trematosphaeria pertusa, 1665 nucleotides. RefSeq names its product cytochrome P450. NCBI's taxonomy places the organism in Eukaryota, Fungi, Ascomycota, Dothideomycetes, Pleosporales, Trematosphaeriaceae. The transcript is spliced from 5 exons. The record is from RefSeq and is a predicted model, not a curated record. Gene Ontology annotation, molecular function: monooxygenase activity; iron ion binding; heme binding. Bases 1 to 1665 code for a protein of 554 amino acids.
AUGUCCGAGUUUCUUCGCGCAACUCACUGGGACGAGCUGAUCCGCAGCAAGCCUCUUGCCGCUGCUCUUGGCCUUUUCUCUCAUUACGUACUGAACAACGGCGAGUGGGACAACUCCAGCCAUCUUGUGCUCUCCAGCUGGGUCCUUACCUUUGCUGGGCUGGUUGCGUUCGAGUAUGCCGCCGACCCGCGAGUCACGUCCAUCCUGGGAGCCCUACAGGUGGCGGGAACUGCGGCGGCCGUGUACCUCGGGACUCUGAUCGCGAGUAUUUUGGUGUAUCGCGCCUUCUUCCACCGCCUACGGAAGUUUCCCGGCCCUUUCGGCGCUCGUCUCUCCAAACUGUACAGUAUUAGCCGGGUCACGCCAAAAUGCCAAUACUACACCGAGAUCGAGGGAAUGCACAAGGAAUACAAGUCAGACAUCGUCCGCACUGGACCUCGCGAGUUGAGCGUCGCCUCCGCAGAUGCCAUUCCUCUCAUCCACGGACCCAUGACGAAGUGUACAAAGAGCGUUUGGUACUCCGGUUCCUACUUCCUUGAAGGCUCCUCCGUACACACGAGCCGCUCGAAGCAAGACCACAGGGAGCGCCGCAAGAUCUGGGAGCGCGCUUUCAACGCCAAAGCCCUGCGCGAGUACGAGCCCCGCCUCAACAGGCACGCCUAUGCACUCAUCGAGCGACUGAAGGAGCAUGCGAACGAGCCGUCUGUACGCAUCUCGAACUGGAUCAACUACUACAGCUUCGACGUCAUGGGAGACAUCGGGUUCAGCCGCAGCUUCGGAAUGGUGGAGAAGGGACAAGAGGACGACCAGAUCAAGAAGCUGCAUCAAAGUAUGGCGCCCAUGAGCUACUUAACGCACAUAACGUGGGUGGAGGCCAUUAUGUUGAGGACAGGGUUCGGCGCGAAAGACAUCCUGGACUUCAUGAACUGGGGAAGCAACGUUUUGCGCGAGAGGAAGAAGAUUACUCCCGCGGAGAACGAUGUCUUCGGUUGGCUGCUCGACCCCAAUGACGAGGACAUCCCCCGUCAUCUCAAUGCCGACGCUCGUCUAUUGGUCAUCGCGGGCAGCGACACUACUGCCGCGACACUAACUUGGCUCGUCUACGAACUCUGCAAGGAUCCCGCCCUUCAAGCAAGAGUGCGCAAAGUAGUCGACGAGAUCAAGCCAGAGAAAGCCUUCCUCUAUGCCGACGAUUUAGCCGACUGCCCCUACCUCGACGGCGUCGUCAAUGAAGCCAUGAGACUACACCCAUCCGUCCCCGGCGGCGUCUCCCGCGAAACCCCCCGCGAAGGCCUCACCCUCCCUGACCAGACCUACAUCCCCGGGGAGACGCUCAUCUGGAUGCCCAUCUACACGAUGCAGCGCGACGCGCGCUACUUCCGCGACCCGCUGAAAUUCAUGCCCGAGCGCUGGACCGACGAAGCCUCCGACUACAUCAUUGACAAGCGCGCCUUUAUGCCCUUCAGCACCGGCGUGUACAACUGCGUGGGCCAGAAGCUGGCCAUGAUGGAGAUGCGGAGCGUGACGGCGAACUUGGUGCGCGCGUUUGAGAUCAGCUUCGUGGAGGGCGAUGAUGGGAGCAGUGUGCCAAGGGACACGAAGGACGUGUUUACCACGAAUGUGGGGAGCUUGGAUGUUAGGCUUACGCCUAGGAGGAGGGAUUAG